AUGAUGACCUUUGCCAUGCUGCGGCCAAUGGCGACUCAUAUGAUCAGCUACCCAGACCUGGGUAUGAUGUCCGAGGCCGAGGAUAACCGCAGUGAGAGCGACCGUAGCUCGGAUCAGAGCUAUGGAUGCUGCGUCUCCGCUGACAAACGUCGGAGGAUUUCCAGAAAAUCGGGAGGCAGCGGUGUUGUAAUAGUGAAACAGCGGAACGCAGCCAAUGCCAGGGAGCGCGACCGUACACAAAGCGUCAACAUGGCAUUUACUGCACUCCGGACUCUUAUACCCACUGAGCCGGUGGACAGAAAGCUCUCCAAGAUUGAGACGCUUCACUUGGCAUCCAGCUAUAUCUCCCACCUCGCCAACACCCUGCUGCUCGGAGACGGGAAUGGAGAUGGACAACCUUGUCUUGGCGCGGUUUACGCGCAAGGAGAGAGCGGUCGAAAGCAGCCUCGCACCAUCUGUACCUUCUGUUUGAGCAACCAAAGAAAGCGGAUUAAUGAUGGCAAAGAGAUGCGGGGUAUUGGUUCACUGAGGAUGAGCCGCAGAUAGAACACCAGACGAUAAACCACAGCAACCAGAACCACAACUCCCCAUCCACAACUCAGGGAACACUAAAAGACGGUCAUAACAGAACCAUAUUCAUCAUCCUGGAGAAUAUGUUACCAGAGACUAUUUAUACUUGAGGGAAAGGCAAUGGAACAAAACAAGGCCUAAUAUGUGAAGCCUUUAAAAAAUG
Molecule: messenger RNA, 733 nt
Organism: Salvelinus namaycush (lake trout)
Lineage: Eukaryota; Metazoa; Chordata; Actinopteri; Salmoniformes; Salmonidae
Product: transcription factor 15-like
Exons: 2
Coding region: 1-546 (181 amino acids)
Biological process (GO): developmental process; regulation of transcription by RNA polymerase II
Molecular function (GO): protein dimerization activity; DNA-binding transcription factor activity, RNA polymerase II-specific; RNA polymerase II transcription regulatory region sequence-specific DNA binding
Source: RefSeq, a predicted model, not a curated record